Suillus discolor is the source of this 222-nucleotide messenger RNA. RefSeq lists its product as uncharacterized. Lineage: Eukaryota; Fungi; Basidiomycota; Agaricomycetes; Boletales; Suillaceae. The annotation marks the transcript as partial. The record is from RefSeq and is a predicted model, not a curated record. The transcript has a single exon.
GGUCCAAGGAUGCCUCGCAGAGACCAGGAAUACAUCUAUCCCAAAUACUGUCGUUUGAUGCUGAUCCUUUUCAAACCAUGGAGAUCUGUAUCUGAUCUCAAACAAACAACGCAAUCAUGGAUUGAAAGCUUCGAAACAUUUAGACGCACAUGUGAUGAGAAGAUUAUUGCCAUCUUGAAUAACAUGCAGAUAUUGCAUGAAUGCAAGGACAGCCGAGAUGAU